CGAUCAUUAGAUUAUCAUAUUAUUAGUUUAUAUCCAUCAUUUUUUGUUUUGCCAUCAUUAUCAGUUCCGGCCUUUUAUGCAAACUCGUCUUAUCCAACUCUGUUAAAGUGAAAGUCAAAUGAUGUGGCAUCUAAAUGUGCCUAGUGACACUAGAUUGGGUGUUACUUCGUUACAUAAAGAUAACCAGAUGAACCUUGAAAAUUACAUCGUUUAUAAUGGGAACAUUGGAGAUAUUUUUUCACUCUUUUCCUUAACUUUCUCAACAUUUUUGGAACAAAUCAUGCAUUCGAACUUUGUAUUAACACUUUUAUUCGGUCUUUGGGCUAAUGUAAUCCAAAGUAAAACCACUACUGAAGGUCCCAUUGUACUAACUCGACAUGGUGCUAUUCAAGGAAGUCGAUCAAAUGUAAAUGGUUUUGCUGUUGAAAGAUUUCUUGGUAUUCGUUAUGGAUUGAUUCCUCGACGAUUUGUUCAUUCUCAAGUCAACAAUCAUAGUUGGACAGGAAUUUUGAAUGCGACUAAAUAUGGUUCAAUCUGUCCACAAGAUCCUUCCGAUUUGCCAAUGGAUGAGGACUGUUUGUUCAUCAACAUUUGGAGACCUGCAAUGUCCGGUACCAAUAAAAGACUUUUGCCUGUUCUUUUCUGGGCUCACGGUUCAGGAUAUCAACAUGGAUCUGGAGCACAAAACUCAGGUGAUCUACUGGCACCUUAUGGUAACAUGGUAGUGGUAACUUUCAACUAUCGUCUUCGUUCAUUUGGUUAUGCUUUUGGAGAUGAAAAUGAAAUCCAAGGCAAUCAAGCAGUUAGUGAUAUUAUCAGUGCACUCAAAUGGGUACAUCAAAACAUUGCCUUCUUCGGUGGUGACCCAAGUCGAGUUACUUAUGCAGGUCACUCAGCAGGUUCCAUGAUGGGCUCAAUAAUUCCAGUGCUGACUGCACUCGAUGAUUCCCUCUACUCACAACUCUGGUUAACCAGUGGAGUUUGUGUUACUCCAAUGUACAUCGAAGACACUUCAGUCGGUCUAGCCAAGACUAAGCUCUUAGCAUCAAAAGUUGGAUGUGGCUCUGAUGCUCCUGGACCGUUAACAAGUCAAACCAUUUCUUGCCUACAAACAGUCGAUAUGUCAACUAUACUUGAGCACGACUCAGGUUCUGAUAUUAAAAAAAUUGGUGGUGCAGAUGAUCCACCAUUUUUGCCAGUUUAUGGUACACCUUUGAUCCCAAAACCUUUGGUUGAACUUUUCAAAUCCCAUCCACGAAUCAGGAAGACUACCAUCCUCAACCAUAUUCAUCAAGACGAAGAAGGUCUUUUAUACUCUGAUUUAAAACCAACCAAUAUAUCAGAAGCUUAUAAAAUGGCUUUCGAUCAUUUAGCUUUCGUCAAAAAAGAUUUGACUAAAGCUCAAAUGCAACCAUUCUUUGAAUAUUAUUUCAACGAAACAAAUGAUAGUGACCCUAAAGCACUCAAAACAUCACUCACCAAUUUCCUAACCGACUAUACAUGGGGAUGUACUUCAUUAAUGUUAGCCGAACUUUAUUCAACAUAUCAUUCAGUUCGAUUUGGUGUGUUCACAUACAAUCUAGAUAAAUAUGGUAAAGAAGCUCGACCAAAUGGUCCAUACCAUGGAGAUGAAAUUGAACUUUUCUUUGGUGAACCUUUUUACAACAAUCCAUAUUCAAGUAAAGUCGGAAAAGGUGAUUUCGACUAUUCAAUGAAAGACAAAAUAGAAAGUUUACGAUUAAUGAAAUCAUUGGUCGAUUAUGUUCACGGUAAGAUGCCCACCGAUUGGCCUGAGUUGCAUUUCAAUAAAGCAAACCCAGAAAAGGAACCAGUUGUUAGAAUAAUCGAUUUGGUCGAUAAAAACGUUAGAUAUUCAAAGCAACACAUUUGCCGAAAAUGGUCAAAGCUUUUUGGCUACGAUAUAGCAAAGGACUAGACUCGGACUUCUCAAAUCGCUCGCCCAAUAAAUACAACUUUACCUCACCAAAAGAUUAAGCAAAAUCUUGCUAAGCACUUGACAAAAAGCUUUUAAAUUUACAUUCUGUUCGUAGUUUGACUGAAAAAUGUAUUGAAAUGUUUUCUUGAAAUAAAAUAGUUACGAACUUUGCUAUUGAAGUUGACAAUUUGA
Messenger RNA from Tetranychus urticae (two-spotted spider mite), 2128 nucleotides. Its product is annotated as acetylcholinesterase-1-like. The record is from RefSeq and is a predicted model, not a curated record. Lineage: Eukaryota; Metazoa; Arthropoda; Arachnida; Trombidiformes; Tetranychidae.